AUGCUUCGUGCAGCUCAUUUGCCUCGUGCACAGCCAGCAGCAUUGAACUUUCUCCUGGUAUCUAAACGAUGGCAACAAACACCCGCUUCACCUGGAUCUGGUAUAACUGCAUCGACCAAAUCAACACCAGGUUCACAUACAACUCAGUAUGCAACAAAUAAUCCAGCAUCAGCUUUCAAAACCCAAACAGCUGCAUCGAGACCAUCAUUCAACGCACCAAUCGACCGAACCAGUAAUCCUUACAAAACAACGACUAGUCCAACAUCUACUUACGUACCUCCUUCGUCACAAAGAACGAAUCCAUCCUCUGGUAAUAAAACUGGAGGCGGUGCUGGUACAUUAGUCAAAGCUAUUGUCUAUGGUGUUGCUCUUGGUGUUACAGGAACAUUAGCCUAUGCGGAAUAUGAAAAUGAUUCAUUUCGUCGUCAACUUGAAUCGACCAUUCCAUAUACUGCAACGAUCUUAGGUGGUAUUGAUCAAGUCAUUGAUCCAGUAUUGGGUCGACAAAAAUCAAUAACAAAAGGCAUAACCGAUAAAGUGCCUGAUCUAGCUUACGUUAAAGAUAAAUUACCGGGCAAAGACCAAGUGAAAAAACUUGGCGAACAAGUUAAAGAUGCAACUAAUCAAGUCGUGGAAAAAUUACCCGAUAAAAAUACAUUGAAAAAAGUCGGAGAACAAGCUAAGGAUGCAGUCAACAAAGUAACAGAUAAAAUAACCGAUCAGAGCAAGGCUAAAGGUCUUGUUCAUCAAACUACUGAUCAGGUGAAAGAUGCUGUUAAUACAGUUCGUGAGGCAUUGCCUGACACAAAAGGAUUGAAAAAGAACUUAGAUCAUAUGAAAGAACAAAUUCAAGAUGCAGCACAUACGGUUAAAGAAACUGUAAAGGAGGCAGUGCCAGCAUUGCCCAAAGGUCGAUCCGGUGAUUCAUCUGGCAAAUUAACUGACCCAGUCUUUAUAGAAGAAGCUGGCGAAAUGGCUGUUCCACCACCGAUACCGCAAGAUAAAUACAAAAAACUUGAAGAAGAGAUUAGCCAGUUAUUCGCCCCUUUGUCAACACAAAUUGAUGAAGCUUUAUCGGCUGCUCGUGAACAUAUUUCACACAUGAAAACAUUAAUUGAUAAUCCUCAUAUUUCGACUUCGGAUCAUGAAACAUGGAAAAAAGCCGAACAUUUGCAGGAACAAGCAAAAACGUCGUAUGAAAAAGCUACUGACAAACUUCGCGAAUGGAAGGACAAAUUAGUUGAAUAUUCAACCGCAACGAACGGUCAAAUACAUCCAGAAGAAAAGAAACUCGAUGAAAAAUACCAAGAAUUACAUAAACAGUACACAACAUCGACGUUUGUCAAGAAUUUUCGAACAUAUAUCGAUGAAGCAACAAAAUCCUUUCAAAAAGAGAUCGAAACCAUGUUUCCAAGUUUAGCCGGAAAAAAUCCCACACAACUGACACAUGAGGAUUUACAAGCUCUGUUAGUUCACGCACAUCGUCGCGUCGUUAAACUUCAGAAUGACAUAGCGCGUAUGCGAAUCAAUGAAUCGGAUUCGAUCAAAGCAGGUGUUGAAUCAGCGCGCUCGGAAAUCGAUCGUCUUGUUGAAGAGCGUGUCCAAACUCGUGUAGCGAAAACAACGGAGCAAUUAACUGAAGAAUUGAAAUCUUAUGAAAAGAACCUUCGUCAACAAUUUGAUGAACAAUUGAAAUAUGAAAUCGUUUUACAACACCAAGCAUUGACACAAUAUCUAGCCGAUGUUCUUUCGCGACAAUACCAAGAAUGGGCACGUGAAUACGAAAAACAACUUGAAAAUGAAUCGAUGAAAAUCAAUUUGAAUUUACAAAACCAAUUACGAUCAACGCUAGACCGUUUGCAUGCAAUUGAACAAGCAAUCGAGGCCAACUAUGAUAGUCAACAACGUGGCCGACAAGCACAACAAUUAUGGAUUCAAGCUCAGAAUAUUCUUAAUCAAAUCGUUCAUGGUACAACCACGGAAAAUGAUCUCGAUGUGAUUUCAAAGAUAGUUCCCAAUGAGAAAUUUGUUCACAUACUUUUGAAUGAGCUAAAAGCUGAUGACUCGCCAGUGACCAACGAAGAAAUGCUACGUGAACGUUUCACUCAUGUCAACAAACUAUGCCGUCGUGUAGCGUUAAUUGACGAUGAACAUAAUUCUCUAUGGAAUUAUUUUCUUUCCUACUUGCAAAGUUUAUUGAUUGUCCGACAACGUGAUGAUACAAUCCUAACCGACGAUGCUAUUGAUCUCAACAGACUAAGUACAUUCACGAUCUUAAACUAUGUUCAAUCCUACUUAGAUCAUAAUCAAUGGUACAAUGCAUUGCGGUUAAUGCAAUUACUGUCAGGUGAACCACGGAAUGUCGCACAAUCAUGGAUUGCUGACACACGAAAUUAUUUAGCAAAGAAACAAACAUCUGAACUACUUGAAGCCUAUUCAAAUUCAAUUGGUCUUGGGACAUUACCGCGAACCGCUUAG
Molecule: messenger RNA, 2478 nt
Organism: Adineta ricciae
Lineage: Eukaryota; Metazoa; Rotifera; Eurotatoria; Adinetida; Adinetidae
Source: the annotation of a GenBank genome assembly